AUGGUGUCUUUCAAGGCUCUCCUUGCGGCCGCGGCCACGGUGACUUCGGUCCUCGCCGCCCCCUUCGACUUCCUCGAGCGUGACAACGGAAACUCGACUGCGGCCCUGGAGACGCGCUCGACUCCCAGCUCCACCGGUUACCACAACGGCUACUUCUACUCCUGGUGGACCGAUGGUGGCGGCGAUGCUACCUACACCAUGGGUGAAGGCAGCCGGUACUCGGUCAGCUGGAGAAACACUGGCAACUUUGUCGGUGGCAAGGGCUGGAACCCGGGCACUGGCCGGACCAUCAACUACGGCGGCGCUUUCAACCCCAGCGGCAACGGGUACCUAGCCGUCUACGGCUGGACCCACAACCCGCUGGUGGAGUACUACGUGAUCGAGUCGUACGGCACGUACAACCCGGGCAGCAACGCGCAGUACAAGGGCUCGUUCCAAAGCGACGGCGGCACCUACAACAUCUACCUCACCACCCGGUACAACCAGCCGUCCAUCGAGGGCACCUCGACCUUCAACCAGUACUGGUCCAUCCGCACCUCCAAGCGCGUCGGUGGCGCCGUCACCAUGCAGAACCACUUCAACGCCUGGGCUUCGGCGGGUCUGCGUCUGGGUUCGCACGACUACCAGAUUGUUGCUACUGAGGGGUACCAGAGCAGUGGCUCUUCUGACAUUUAUGUGCAGACCAAGUAG
Dichotomopilus funicola is the source of this 690-nucleotide messenger RNA. Its product is annotated as concanavalin A-like lectin/glucanase domain-containing protein. The record is from RefSeq and is a predicted model, not a curated record. Lineage: Eukaryota; Fungi; Ascomycota; Sordariomycetes; Sordariales; Chaetomiaceae. The coding region runs from base 1 to 690 and encodes 229 amino acids. The transcript is spliced from 2 exons. Gene Ontology annotation, biological process: xylan catabolic process. Gene Ontology annotation, molecular function: hydrolase activity, hydrolyzing O-glycosyl compounds.